AUUGUCUCAGCAGUCAGAGCACAAGGGGCUCCAGUUGCUGGAUUCCUUUUGUGCUGACAUUGUGGGCCACGCAACUCAGUCUUAGCCAUGGCACCCAAGAAAGCUAAGAAGAGGGCAGAGGGUGCCAAUUCCAAUGUCUUCUCUAUGUUUGAACAGGCACAGAUCCAGGAGUUCAAAGAGGCCUUCACCAUAAUGGAUCAGAACCGUGAUGGCUUCAUUGAUAAGGCAGACCUGAGAGACACAUUUGCUGCCUUAGGACGCCUGAAUGUCAAAAAUGAGGAACUUGAAGAAAUGAUCAAAGAAGCUCCUGGAGCAAUUAACUUCACUGUCUUCUUGACCAUGUUUGGAGAGAAGCUGAAAGGUGCUGAUCCAGAGGAGACUAUUCUGAAUGCAUUCAAAGUAUUUGACCCGGAGGGCAAAGGUCUGAAGGCAAACUAUAUUAAAGAGAUGCUAAUGACACAAGGGGAACGGUUUUCACAGGCUGAGGUAGACCAAAUGUUUGCAGCUUUCCCUCCAGAUGUGACUGGCAUCCUGGAUUAUAAGAACCUUGUCCAUAUCAUCACACAUGGAGAAGAAAAGGAUUAAAGAGCAGGGAACACAGUUUGUGUGCUGACCAGGAACAAUACUUUGCGAGGCUCUUUUUGCUGCCCACUUCUGGUUCUUUCUGUCCAUGCUAGCUGGUGCAACAUGAGGGGUGGGGGAGGGUGUUGUAUGUUACCUGAACGUUGUUGUUAUCUUGGUGUCCCCUCCAUUGUCUUUGCAGAGAGAAAUCAGCUGGAGAAACAGGUUUCUAACAUUGUAUCCUGUGUUGAAUGAAUCUGUUUGCAAGAGAAAA
This is a messenger RNA of Hemicordylus capensis (graceful crag lizard), 835 nucleotides long. It is a transcript of the gene MYL2, whose product is annotated as myosin light chain 2. The transcript has 7 exons. Gene Ontology annotation, biological process: heart development; muscle cell fate specification; cardiac muscle contraction. Lineage: Eukaryota; Metazoa; Chordata; Lepidosauria; Squamata; Cordylidae. The record is from RefSeq and is a predicted model, not a curated record. Gene Ontology annotation, molecular function: calcium ion binding. Gene Ontology annotation, cellular component: cytoplasm; myofibril. Bases 88 to 585 code for a protein of 165 amino acids.